AUGGCUACCCGCCGAGAACAUCGCCGGCGCAGCAGCAUCUGGAACCGCGAUAACAUGCCCGGCCAUCGUUUCCCGGACAAGGAGUACACUUACUCUGAUCCCUACAGUCAGAGCAGCCACUACAGCACCCCGCGCACGCAUACCAUUAGCCAGGCCGAAGCUCGCUCGCGCGCCCAAGCCCUCGCCUCUCCUUCGCGCGAGGACGGCGAGCUGCCGGAUAUUAUCAUCUUCAAGAACCUCAACGAGACAUGGAGCUUCGAGUAUCCUGCUUUCUGUAUCGAUGAUGGCAGGCUACAUGUGAGUGACAUUCGACGGCUGGCGGGCGAGACGCUACGUAUCGCCAACACAGCCAGGAUAAAACUGAUGUAUAAGGGCCGUCUGCUGGACGAGGACGAUGCGAGUGCGAAGGAGGAAGGGUUAAAGCAGUUCUCUGAGGUCGUAGGGGUCGUUGUAUCGGGAUAUGCUGGAGGUGCCUUUGGUGGUGUAGCUGGUGGUAGCGCCAGUAGCAGGAUGGACGGUUUCUCCACGAGUAACAACGUUGGAGGAUGGAGGGAGACGCAGUUGAUACCGGUGUCUGACAGCGAGGAAGACGAAGAACCUGAACCUGAACCAGUGCCAGCGCCAGCGCCGUUACAGAGACCGCCAAUUCGACGUGGGCGCUCUCCUCCAAAGCCUAGUCGUCAGGAACGGAGAAAGUCCGUUCGUCGUGAACGGCGACCAAGGGAUCCGUCCCCUGUUUCUCCGGAUAGAUCACCGCCUCUAUCAAGAGAAGCAACAUCUCCAAGAGGUGAAUAUCCGCCUACAAGGAGUGAUUAUCCAUCUCCGGGGACCCAAAGACCGUCUCAGUAUACAUCAAGGACUCAGCAUCCCUCUCCAGGGACCCAGUAUCCUUCUCCAGGGACUCAAUAUCCAUCUCCAGGUACACAGUAUCCUUCUCCUGGAGCACAGUAUCCAUCUCCAGGGACUCAAUAUCCAUCUCCAGGGACUCAAUACCCUUCUCCAGGAGCACAGUAUCCCCCUUCAGGAGCACAGUAUACAUCUCCAGGGACUCAGAAUCCUUCUCCAGGGACCCAGUAUCCCUCAUCAGGGCCUCAAUAUCCAUUCCCAAGGCCUGACUACCCACCACCAAGGACAGAAUACCCAUCACCAACAUCUUCAUCAUUCGAUCCUCUCCCAAAUAUCUCUCGCGAGCCACGGCCAUACGCUACAUCCCGCCCUUCCCCUUCCGUCAGCAGCAAUGUCAGCACCGUCAGUGAAUCCACAACCACCUCUGCAUCGACAUCUGCGUCUGCAUCCACUUCCACAACCGCACCCACGCCCGCAUCUAGACCUAACACGAGCUACUCUGUCCCUAACCGCCCACCUACCCCCUGCCCUCCUUUCCUCCCCUCCCACUCCCCCGCCCAGAUGCUCGUUAUCUUCGAAACUCAUGUAAAAGAGAAACUCGUACCAAUAUGUGCACAAUUUACCCUUAACCCGCCUCCUGAUGCCCGGUCCCGGAUCAAGGAACACAAGAGGCUAAUCGAGGCGAUGGAACGAGUUUUGGCGAGAGCGGAUGAGAUUCUUGUCGGUGACUCUAAACCGUUGAGAGAUCGUAGGAAGAAGGCGGUACAGUUGAUCCAACGAUUUCAGGGGAAGGUUGAUGCCGUUGUAGCGUUCGAUGAAUGA
Molecule: messenger RNA, 1668 nt
Organism: Arthroderma uncinatum
Lineage: Eukaryota; Fungi; Ascomycota; Eurotiomycetes; Onygenales; Arthrodermataceae
Exons: 1
Coding region: 1-1668 (555 amino acids)
Molecular function (GO): protein-folding chaperone binding
Source: RefSeq, a predicted model, not a curated record